Ictalurus punctatus (channel catfish) is the source of this 3583-nucleotide messenger RNA. RefSeq names its product 6-phosphofructo-2-kinase/fructose-2,6-biphosphatase 2b (gene pfkfb2b). The coding region runs from base 252 to 1850 and encodes 532 amino acids. The record is from RefSeq and is a predicted model, not a curated record. The transcript is spliced from 17 exons. Gene Ontology annotation, molecular function: 6-phosphofructo-2-kinase activity; fructose-2,6-bisphosphate 2-phosphatase activity; ATP binding. Lineage: Eukaryota; Metazoa; Chordata; Actinopteri; Siluriformes; Ictaluridae. Gene Ontology annotation, cellular component: cytosol. Gene Ontology annotation, biological process: fructose 2,6-bisphosphate metabolic process; fructose metabolic process.
CCUUCGACCAAUGAGGCGGGGCGUCUCGUUACCUUGGAAGGUCGUCAAGCCGGUCUGCGCGCGCACAGUACAAGGACGAUAAUUCAGUCCCUAAGCUCGUGUGUUAUGGCUUUAAACACGAUAUAAAACCAUAAACCAUCUGCUUCCUGAAGCCAGACAACGACGAACCCGGGUUCUCGGAGAUCCUCCUGCAGGUGCAAGAGUGCACGUGUUUAUAAAGCAAAGCUUCUGCCUGUGGAAGAACCUGCAGCAUGUGUGAUGAAGCCAAGAGAGCAGAGCCCAGAGCCAACGGGAAGCAGUGCUCAUGGGCAUCAUACAUGACCAACUCACCAACUCUGAUCGUCAUGAUUGGCCUCCCUGCGCGAGGCAAGACCUACAUGUCAAAGAAGCUCACGCGUUAUCUCAACUGGAUUGGAGUUCCAACUAAAGUCUUUAAUCUGGGGGUCUACAGGAGAGAGGCAGUGAAAGCAUACAAGUCCUAUGACUUUUUUAGACAUGACAAUCAAGAGGCCAUGAAAAUAAGGAAGAAAUGUGCAUUGGUGGCGCUGCAAGAUGUGAAGGCUUAUCUGAACGAAGAAGGUGGACAAAUUGCAGUAUUCGAUGCUACAAAUACCACCCGAGAGAGGCGUGAUCUCAUCCUGAAUUUUGUGAAGGAGAAUGCGUAUAAGGUGUUUUUUGUGGAGUCCGUCUGUGAUGACCCCGAUGUUAUUGCUGCUAACAUUUUGGAAGUGAAGGUGUCGAGUCCAGAUUACCCAGAAAGUCACCGAGAACGAGUCAUGGAUGACUUCCUGAAACGUAUCGAGUGCUACAAAGUCACCUACCAACCACUGGAUCCUGAUGAUUAUGACAAAGAUCUGUCCUUCAUUAAAGUGAUGAACGUAGGCCGUCGUUUCCUGGUGAACCGCAUACAGGACUACAUCCAGAGCAAGAUUGUCUACUACCUCAUGAACAUCCGUGUGCACUCCCACUGUAUCUAUCUGUGCCGCCAUGGCGAGAGCGACCACAACACACAGGGUCGCAUCGGGGGCGAUGCAGAGCUCUCGUCCCGCGGCAAGCAGUUUGCGGCAGCUCUGCGCGCGUUUAUUGAGGAGCAUGGCUUGUCAGAUCUGAAGGUCUGGACCAGCCAGCUGAGGAGAUCCAUUCAGACUGCCGAGGCUCUGGGAGUGCCAUACGAACAGUGGAAGAUCCUGAAUGAGAUUGAUGCUGGUGUGUGUGAGGAGAUGACCUACGAGAUGAUUCAGAACUCAUUCCCGGAAGAGUUUGCACUCCGAGACCAGGACAAGUACCAUUACAGAUACCCAGGAGGAGAGUCGUAUCAGGAUCUGGUCCAGCGUCUGGAGCCGGUGAUUAUGGAGCUGGAAAGACAGGGAAAUGUUCUGGUCAUUUGCCACCAAGCGGUCAUGAGAUGUCUUUUGGCUUAUUUUCUGGACAAGAAUGCAGACGAUCUCCCUUACUUAAAGUGUCCUCUCCACACUGUUCUGAAGCUCACCCCUGUUGCUUAUGGUUGCAAAGUGGAAAUGUUUUAUCUGAAUGUGGAGGCUGUGAACACGCACCGAGACAGACCACUAGGGCAAGCUCGGAGGACUCCGGCCCCCCUUCUGCUCCGGCGGAAUAGUUACACCCCUCUGUCCAGUCUCGACCAGGUCAAACGGCCGCGUCUGUACAGCGCAGGAAACAGGCCCUGGCUGCCCCUCGCUCCCUCCCCCUCAGCCCUGCACUUCCCUGACACUCCUGAAGGGGCGCUGCUGCACAGCCAACUUCGAGUAUCAGGCAGUUUUCUGAAUCCUUGUGUGAAGGAAUCGUCUUUGAAAGCGCAGAAGACGCCGCUGACUGUUUCCGCUUCUGAGUAGCCCUGAAGUCUCGGAGUGGCUUCGACUUAACGCACAGCAUCAAUCUAGCACUAUGUAUAAAGCACUAUAUAAAUCCUGCUUUACUGGUGACUGCACUACAUUCACCCCACAUUUACCCCACUACAUGCGUUCAGGAGCGCCAGAUAUUUGCAUGUGCAUUUUAAAACGUUGCACAUUUUGAAGCCAAGCUUUAAUGCCCCUUAGUUAGUUAGCAUGUGUGGGAGCUUGCAGUCUGAGAUUUCCAUCCAGAAUGUAAUGAUUUAGACAUGAACAAGAGGUCAAAGGCCAUGUGUGAUUAUUAAUGUUAAUGUUUUUGUCUUUUAAAUGUGCAGUAUUUUGUUCUUGGGGUUGUUCCUUUUCAUGUCCUUUAUUUAUUUAAUAUUUUAAUCUUUAAUUUCUUUCUGAAAGUGAAAUGAUAGAUUUUUAACCAAAUAUGUUCUGUAAUUAUAUAAUGAAAAAUGUUUCAAUAAGUCAUUUCUGGGUGAUUGCAUGAUUAGGGUGUUGUUUAGCCUUUAUAUCUUUUUAAAAAUGACAUUUUAUUAAUUUUUUUUUUUAUAGCAUUCUCAACAUGGAAUCAAAGAAAGGCGACAAUCUCGUUUUUACAAGGCUGCAUUUUACUCUUAAAUGAGUAACAGGGUUGAAUGUUUUAUUAUAGAAUUAGCAAAUGCAGCGUUCACGCUAAUGACAUGAGGACAUUAAAAAGAGUCUAAUGAUUUACUUCAAAUAUUUUUUACAAAUAUUGUAAAUUGGAUAACGGGUUGUAGGUUCAAAGUGACUUCCCGUGAUCUUCAGGAAAUUCCGAUGACGCGACUUUAUGCUGACUUUUGGAAUGUUCCAAAUAUUUCAUAGGGGCGAAUGGUGUGUGACUAGUGUACAUUUUUAUGACCUAUAGUGGAUGACCUAUGGAAAAAGGUGUUUCUUAGCUUUAUUAUAUUUCAAGGUAAGAAGUGCUGAAGUUAUUUAUGUGAAACACGCACAUCGAUCGUUGUGAAAGAUACUUUACCUGUGUCUUAAAAUGUCAUUUAUCUUUAAAAGAAAAAUGCAUCUAUGUAAGUGAAACAGCAGUGGGACAUAAAUGGCACCUCGAUCAUGAAAUCACCCGUCCAUGUGAUCCUGAUUAUUAUCUCAUGUCACUCAUGUAAUGCUAAAUCUUCCGGCUGUAUGGAACUUGUAUGGACUUGAACAGAUUUAUUUUAUAUAGUCCAAAUAACAAGAUACGCACAGAUGGUUAUCUAAAACCGGGUUAAUGUUCAAAUGUAUUUAUAUUUUUAGGAAAAUGUUUUGCGGUGUUUAUUAUGCUCUUGAGAUUUAGGAUGUUGUCGGGGGGUGAUAUCAGAUUAUAUUAUUAUUUAAGUCAUCUCAUUGCAGAAAUGAGCUCAAGAUGGGAAAUCAGCUCAGCCUUAUGGUCAUGUCCUUAUACUUCAUAUACAAAUAUAUACCUUUGUAGUAUAGACAGAUUCUUGUAAGUCUAUUUAUCAUUGCAUGUAUAAUUUUCCACAUAUUGCUGAAUGACUCUGAGCUUUUGCGCAAAAUAGGACAGUGUUCGGUGCCAAAAAAACAACAAAAAAAAAAACACGAGUCACAUUGAUCAUAUUCUAUCUUAUCAUGCAGGGUCGCAGUAUAAAAUCAACAAAUCUUGUAAUUUGUUGUUUAAAGAAAUGUCAGUGUAUGCUCUGUCCUCUCUGCCUUUCAGUUAUUUGCUUUAAUGUACAAUAAAAGGCUCGAGUCAGCAA